AUGGGCUACAUCGACACACCCACAGGCAAGAUACUGCGGGACGAAGUGCUUGAAGAGAUUUUUAAACAAUGGUGCGCCAGGGCAGAUUUUAGCCGAUGGAGUUAUUAUUAUCCCGAUUACAUUGCCUGUCAAAGAUUGACAGACAACAUUGACAACACUGGAGACCAUGUUGGCUUCAUCGCAGGUACAGGGUCUGAUGGUUGGACCUGGACCAUCAUUCACCAGCCUCAUCCUUAUUGA
This is a messenger RNA of Puccinia graminis f. sp. tritici CRL 75-36-700-3, 240 nucleotides long. RefSeq lists its product as uncharacterized. The transcript is spliced from 2 exons. Bases 1 to 240 code for a protein of 79 amino acids. NCBI's taxonomy places the organism in Eukaryota, Fungi, Basidiomycota, Pucciniomycetes, Pucciniales, Pucciniaceae. The record is from RefSeq and is a predicted model, not a curated record.